ACAACAACAACACCCACUCCAACAACACCCACAACAACACCCCCUACAACAACACCCACUCCGACAACACCCACUACAAGACCCACUCCAACAACACCCACAACAACAACACCCACUACACCCACUACAACAACACCCACUACAAUAACACCCACUUCAACAACACGCACUACAACAACACCCACAACAACAACACCAACUACAACAACACCCCCA
Messenger RNA from Mizuhopecten yessoensis (Yesso scallop), 216 nucleotides. Its product is annotated as salivary glue protein Sgs-3-like. The record is from RefSeq and is a predicted model, not a curated record. The transcript is spliced from 2 exons. The annotation marks the transcript as partial. NCBI's taxonomy places the organism in Eukaryota, Metazoa, Mollusca, Bivalvia, Pectinida, Pectinidae.